This is a messenger RNA of Spea bombifrons (plains spadefoot toad), 1744 nucleotides long. It is a transcript of the gene STK38L, whose product is annotated as serine/threonine kinase 38 like. The coding region runs from base 126 to 1541 and encodes 471 amino acids. Gene Ontology annotation, biological process: intracellular signal transduction; peptidyl-serine phosphorylation. NCBI's taxonomy places the organism in Eukaryota, Metazoa, Chordata, Amphibia, Anura, Pelobatidae. The record is from RefSeq and is a predicted model, not a curated record. Gene Ontology annotation, molecular function: ATP binding; protein serine/threonine kinase activity. The transcript has 14 exons.
GCAGGGUUCGGGAGACAGGUGCGGAGAUCUCGCGAGACUUGGGGAAGCCGAGUGCUGGUGCAGCGGGAGGACACGGCGAGAGGGGGCUCCGGGGCCGGGACUCAGCGACAGCAGAGUUUGUUACUAUGGCGAUGACGGCUGGGAACGCCACGUCCUUUCCAAUGAGUAACCACACCAGGGAGAGGGUCACCGUCGCCAAACUCACGUUAGAAACGUUCUACAGCAACUUGAUCCUACAGCACGAGGAGCGGGAGACACGACAGAAAAAGCUGGAGAUCGCCAUGGAUGAGGAGGGUCUGGGCGAUGAAGAGAAAAAAUUACGUCGCUCGCAGCACGCUCGGAAGGAAACGGAAUUCCUGCGUCUCAAGAGAACCAGGCUGGGUCUGGACGACUUCGAAUCGCUGAAGGUCAUCGGCAGGGGGGCGUUCGGAGAGGUGCGUCUUGUCCAGAAGAAAGACACCGGUCACAUCUACGCGAUGAAGAUCCUCAGGAAAGCCGAUAUGUUGGAAAAAGAACAGGUGGCCCACAUACGAGCGGAGCGCGAUAUAUUAGUAGAAGCAGACGGCGCCUGGGUGGUGAAAAUGUUCUACAGCUUCCAAGACAAGAGGAACCUUUACCUUAUCAUGGAGUUCCUGCCGGGAGGGGACAUGAUGACGCUGUUGAUGAAAAAGGACACUCUGACCGAGGAGGAGACGCAGUUUUAUAUCGCGGAGACGGUGCUGGCCAUCGACGCCAUUCAUCAGCUGGGAUUUAUCCACCGAGACAUCAAACCGGACAAUCUGUUACUGGAUGCCAAGGGUCACGUGAAGCUUUCGGAUUUCGGGCUGUGCACGGGGUUAAAGAAAGCUCAUCGCACAGAGUUUUACCGCAAUCUCACCCACAACCCCCCCAGUGACUUCACUUUCCAGAACAUGAACUCCAAGAGGAAGGCGGAAACAUGGAAGAAAAACAGGCGGCAGCUGGCGUACUCUACCGUGGGGACCCCGGAUUAUAUCGCCCCAGAGGUUUUUAUGCAGAACGGCUACAACAAGCUGUGUGAUUGGUGGUCCUUGGGCGUCAUUAUGUACGAAAUGCUGAUCGGAUAUCCUCCGUUCUGCUCCGAAACGCCGCAAGAAACUUAUAGGAAAGUCAUGAACUGGAAAGAGACCCUGAUCUUUCCUCCCGAGGUGCCCAUAUCCGAAAAGUCCAAGGACUUGAUUCUCAGGUUUUGCGCAGACGCGGAGAAUCGGAUUGGUUCCAACAGCGUGGAGGAGAUUAAGACGCAUGCUUUCUUUGAAGGCGUUGAUUGGGGACACAUAAGAGAGAGGCCGGCGGCGAUCACCAUCGAGAUAAAAAGCAUCGACGACACGUCCAAUUUCGACGAGUUUCCGGAGUCGGACAUCCUGCAGCCAUUAUUUGUGUCGUUUAUUCCAGUGCCGAAUACGACGGAACCGGACUAUAAAUCCAAAGACUGGGUCUUCCUGAACUACACGUACAAGCGCUUCGAGGGUCUGACGCAGCGGGGGUCCAUCCCGUCAUACAUGAAGUCCGGGAAGCUAUGAACGCGCCCCCCGCGCUCUCACCUAAACGCUACUCAGGUAUCCGCCAUGCAGGACUCGCUGCGGCAAAAAGGAACUCGAGCUCAUCGGUUUCUCUGCAAACGCCACGCCGCCCGUCGGCAAUCCCGGUUCUGCUGACUUUCCUCCGGAAUUCCGGCUCAUCUUCCAGCCUCGGCCCCUCCCCCUUCCUGCGCCUGCCAAUCACA